Gryllus bimaculatus (two-spotted cricket) is the source of this 396-nucleotide messenger RNA. The record is from the annotation of a GenBank genome assembly. Lineage: Eukaryota; Metazoa; Arthropoda; Insecta; Orthoptera; Gryllidae.
AUGGUGUCACUUUUUAGAAAAAGGCCAUUCGCUGCUAUGACAAUAAAUUGGAAUCGCGUGUGCGGCGGCAGGAAGCUGGGCUGCAAGUGGACGAUGGCGCUGUGCGCGGUGGCGUACGCGCCCUUCAUGGCGGCCAACCUACACGCCGAGUUCUACACGCUGGUGCCCGGCGCGCUGGUGGCGGGCGCGGGCGCGGGCCCCGCGUGGUGCGCGCUCUCCACCUACACCUCGCUGGCCGGCGAGCGCUCGGCGCGCGCUCGCGACGCCGCGGCCGCUGACGUGGAGGCCGCCACCGCGCGCCUCUACAGCCUCUUCUACACCGUCUACCAGCUCAACCAGGUGUCCGGCAACCUCGUCUCCUCGCUCGAUAAAAGAGCAGUAGAACAGAAAACGUGA